This is a messenger RNA of Lingula anatina, 2856 nucleotides long. RefSeq lists its product as uncharacterized. The record is from RefSeq and is a predicted model, not a curated record. NCBI's taxonomy places the organism in Eukaryota, Metazoa, Brachiopoda, Lingulata, Lingulida, Lingulidae.
UGGCAUUGACACGUCUUACAAUUUACCUGAAUGAGGUGUGACAGUUUUUGUUAUGUGUUGUCCUUGGAAAUAUCAUCGUGGCUUUUUUGUGUGUGUGUAUGUAUGUAUGUGUGUGUCUGUUUGUGUGUGUCUUUAUAAUGCCAGGGAUGUCACAUUUGUUAAAUUUUGAACAGCCGUACAACUAACCAAUCGAGAUAACCACAUGCCCAUGAAAAGCACAGGACCUCAGUUAACCACUUAGCUGCACAAUUAAAGCGAAGCGACUGACGUCACAUUUCAAACCACCUGAGCAGAACGGCAGUUCACAUUGUACAUCGCACCUGUUACGGUAAUCCACCGUGCCAACAUUCGAGACCCGGCUGCCUUCUUCAGGACGACCCUCUAGCGACGGUACACAUAUCAAGGGUAGAAAUGACCUAUGAUAUAUAAUAAGGCGAUCAUUGACAGUGGCACGUCGACACUCAGCAAUUCAUCCAAGAUUAAUGACUUUUUUAUCGCAAUGGAAGGGGACCACAAGAUGUUAGGAUUUUAAUUAAAGUCAUGUGGUUUUACAAAAAGAUUAUACAGAGGGGAGAGCUAUGCCAGAAAGAUCAUCCCUAAUCAUCAUACAUCUGACCAGAGCAAAACUUUCACAGAGACCGGAGAGAUGAUGCAUAAAACAGAUAGAGGAACACAACAUAAAGAUGAAGACGCAAUAUUUCCCAAAGCUUUGCGUUACGCCGAUUUUCUAGUUAAACACGGUGCUAAGGUAAAACUACACAGACAAAGUACCUUCUUAACAACGACCACCGAUCCAUCUGCAGCCUUUAAACAGAGAAAUGAAGCAAAGAAAGUCAAGGAGGAUAGCCGGAAAGCUGUGAGCAGUGCAGAGACCAGUGAUUCUUCUGGGAGCAACCCGAGUACGACAAAGGAAGGUAAUUCUCUAGCUGACUCCAAAUCAAGAUUUCCUAUCCUGGGUCCAACACGCCAGGACACCCAGCUUUACUUCAAACGUCGUCAUAAAACGAGGAUGCCGUUGCCUGGGUUUGGUUAUUGUAGGUUAACCUUCGAGGAUUUGAAGAAAGAACUCGGAAUUAAAAAUGAAAAAGAAAAUGCAAAGGACACUUUCCGCCAAUCCCGACCAUUUCACCACGAGCGCUCUAACACACUUCAGCACAUUCCGUCAGCCAGAAACCUCAUAACAACAAACGAAGUUCAAACAUUGACACGAUCUCUUCCAAAUUUGGUAGUAAGUACCACAGAUAACGCUUUAGACUCGAAAAGAGAGUUGGAUAACUCAUCGAAUUCUUUAGUGCCAAGAAAAGUAACUAGAGAGAAAACACUAUAUCCUUCCAUUCACGGAUAUCAUCCGAGGAGCUUUUCUCCUACGUACAAGAGAUUAAUACACGCCAAAGAUACGCUUCAUUGUGAAAUGAAGGACAGACUACAGGAAAUAAAAAGAAUUAAAACUGCUAGAACGGCAGAAAAUUUCUAUAAAAAGUAUCUGAAUGAAACUAAUGACGAAGACCUUGCAGUCAUUCGAACCAUGGAGUUCAUGCAAAGUGUCGAUUCCGAAAUCACUGCUGACGCUUCAGAAACUGAACCACGUGCCAUAUCCUUACGAACCCCAAUGCCGGAAAGAGUCUUUAAAUUUGACAAGUCGAUUUUUGACUUGAGCCUACAUAUCUUCUUGCCGCAGGGAGAUAACAAAGAACCAUUAGACAAUAUGGAAUCAGACGAUAACAUUGAAAGUAGAAAAGGUUUGCCUAAGAGGAGUAACAGUCACCUUUUAGUAAAAAGCAACGAUAGAAAUAUAUUAAAACCCUUGAGUGAAUCUCAGUUGAAAGUGAGACAUAAACCUCAAAAAUCUAGGAAUAAAUCUCCUAAAAAGUUACCGAAGCGCGAAAUAAUGUCCCCUGAAUGCGACGAGCCAUUGUUGAAGGACGACGUGGAAACACUGAUGAGCAAGCAGGCUGACCCUUAUUUUAGCGAUGCAGGCAAUGAAGCUCCUGACUCAGAAACACAAGAAGGUUCAACUGAAGUGAAAAAAGAUGAUCCUGUGAAAAAAUCAAAGGCUAUGAAAGUUAAAAGUCGCAAGAAAGUUGACACCAAACCUGAAGAGCCACAUUUACCAAAAUUGACAAUAGCGUCAGAUUUUGAUGCACUAAUUGAAGAACACUCGAAGCAUCCUAAGGUGUCACUUCAUCACACAGACAAAGUCAACAACCCUUCGUCCAAGUCAGGCCAAGUUGAGGACGUGUCGGCCGAAAAUCUUCUAACCACGCACGAAACACAGAAUUCACAGACAGAGAGAAAAGAAUCUGGCGUCGCAGAUGAUAAAACUGCAGAAGUAAAAAAGGAGAAAAAGAAAAUGAAUCCACCCCCGAAACCACAAUCAUUAGCAGACAACAAACUCAUAUUCGACCGCCAAAAGGCUAAAGCCGUCACAAAACUUGCCCGAAUGUCAAAUUUGACUGCCGAGGAAGCCAAUGAUCUUUGGCUGACACGCGAUGCCAAAAUUUUGGGAAAUAAAUAUAUAGACCAAUAUAACAAAACGGCUUUUGGUUCAGAUUCUGAGAGUGAUGAUGACGACAAGUAAAACUGGGCUUAUUUCCCUUUUUCUGGUAGGUUUAUCUUAAAUGAUUACAAUAAAGUGGAAACAACACUAGAUCUUAAUUGUUAAUAAAACAAACUGAAGUAAUUAAUACCAAGACAUUAAGUAACUCCACUUCAGGCAAAAUCAAAUCUUGUAAUAUGUGAAUAAAUGUGCCAAAAAGAAAUAAAAAUAAUAAUAAUAAUAAAAUUCUGUAUUUUGUGUGUAAUUAUUUCUUAGUUUUCAAAAUAUAUCUUUAUUCAAAAGAAUUAUGUAGAGGUUCA